This is a messenger RNA of Haliotis rufescens (red abalone), 4348 nucleotides long. RefSeq names its product tumor protein p53-inducible nuclear protein 2-like. The record is from RefSeq and is a predicted model, not a curated record. NCBI's taxonomy places the organism in Eukaryota, Metazoa, Mollusca, Gastropoda, Lepetellida, Haliotidae. Gene Ontology annotation, biological process: autophagosome assembly; positive regulation of DNA-templated transcription. The transcript has 4 exons. The coding region runs from base 331 to 1170 and encodes 279 amino acids. Gene Ontology annotation, cellular component: autophagosome; nucleus.
GUCGACACUGACUAUAUACUAUAAAUACUGCUGCGGGUCAGGUCCAUUCGUGGCGGACUGUACUGGUUGCAACUCUCCAGGUAUUUCGGAACAUUACAGCACCAAGCACCAGCACGGUGAUCCCUACGCAACAGCCAAUCAGAAUCUGCCAAGCUCAACGUAAACAGAAGAUGACGACACAGAUUCGCGACUGCUCUGCUUAGACGCGAUCAGCUGUUUUUGACAGAGAGCGACAUUAACACCAAAAUACAUUACACAAACUUCUCCUGAGGCCUAGAUUGAAACUUAUAUUGAAGCAUCGAUAAAAAAAGAGCUUACACACAAGGAAAAAUGUUCAGCGGUGUCGCCAGCCUACUUUUUGGGAGCUCCUCCACUGAGCCCGAAACUGAAGUGAAGGAAGUUGAUGUCCCCACACGUGAUGCUGAACUAGGCUGGGUAGUCGUGGAUCUCCCAUCCUCGGAAAAGUCCUCCAAUGAAGGUGAAAACAGGCAGCAGCAGCAGCAACAGGGGGGUGAGUGCCCGCCUCCCCCUCACCACUGUGAACUAAGGGUACCUGUGGAGAUCCCUGAGGGGGACAGCAGCUGUCCGUCCGACCCCGAGAGUACCAGCUCGCAAAAUCCCUGUAGCCCUGGCUGCUGUAGUCCCUCAUCUCACUCCAGUGAUGUUGUUUUAUGUAAUAGAAACAGUAUACGUGUAGAAAGUUGGGUUCUAACACCACCACCUUGUUUUACAGGGAGGAGAAAAAGAAACACAGGAGUAGCUGAUAGCCCCAUGGAAAACUUACUAAUUGAACACCCAAGUAUGUCUGUAUAUAAUUCUUACGGUGGUGACAGUACCGGUGAACUUAGCAACCAAUCAGAGUCUUCCAGUGAUGUAGACAUGGAAGACGAAAGUGUUGCUCAUAGGACUCGCAAUCAGAUGGUACACCAAGCUCCACGCAGGCCACAUGCCAUAGCUGCACGUGCAGGGAUGCUUGCACAUGUUCAAAACGUUAAGUUCGCUCAACGAAAACAGCGGUUGCAGAACUGUAAGCAUAUGAGCAAGAAGAACAUAGAGAGAUCUAACAAGGUGAAGGAGUAUCAGUCUCUGGGUAAACGACAGAGCCAGCGCAACCGUACCCUUCGUCCAUCUGGUUGUAUGAAUGGCCGCAUCGGCCAGAGGAAAUUCUAAAGUCCAUGCCCUACCGGUGAAACAUCUCCCCGCCUUUGUUUAGAGAUUAAAUAUCCCCAGGAGUUUAUGUAUAUUAGAAUUUGUAAUUAUCAAUAUUGUUAUUUAUACACCUUUAUCAUGUUUGUAUUUUAUGUAUAUUGAGAUGAAUAAUAUGGAAAAUAAUAGUCAUUGUUCAGGUUGAAAGUUAAUGUCCUUUGCUGCAGUUUAAGUUGAGAGUGAUGGUAUCUAACACUUGUGUAUAUGUUUAAAAUGAGGGAACUGCCAUGGGGAAAAAAAACAGCAAAACAAAAACUCACAAAAAAUAACUUUUAUGAGGCUCCAGUUUCUGUUGUAUUGUUUGUUUUUCUUGUGUAUGUUACUGUCAAGUUAAAAUGGUUCUGCGUGUCAAAACAAUGGCAUAUAUGCAGUGUAUUAUGUAUAUAGUUGGCAAAUUCCCAAUUCACAGUCAUGGUGUUCAGAAGUUGAAACAUCUGUCACUUCUAACCCCCUUGUUAAUUUGUUGAUGUGGUUCAUAGGGUCAUUUUUAAGAUUCAUUAUCUACUAGAAUUGUUAUUAUUGCAGUCUCAAUGUUGAUCAAGGAAAUAGCAUGUAAUUUUUAGAGUUUUUCUACUUGAAAUUUCUUAAGGGUUAUAUUGUAUUAUUAUCAUGUUAAUGCAAGAUUUAAAGAUUUAGAUGAACAACAUACAUUUUACAGGAUAUUUCUAUGUUUCUUAUUUAUUAUGGGAGUAUUUAAUGUUUACAUAUAUUCAAAUUUGUAGUUAUAUUUUUGUCUAAGUUUGACAAUUAAGCCUAGCUGUCUAUCCUUACUAAUGAAUUAUUUUAGCUGCAUGGGUAGACCAGAGAUUUAAUGGCUUUGAAUAAAAUAAUGAAAACCCGAAGAAUGAUUGCCCCCCUGACAGAUUGACAGAGACGCAAAUGUCAUUAUGAUCGAAUUACUGCUUGUUGCUGGAGAAAGGGAGCAACCACAAGCAUAAUGUGAUUACCCAGACAUCAAACAGAAUCGGCAUUGCUAUUAGUCUUGGACACAGCAGUCAAGUCAUUAGAAUUUUGAUGUGUCAUUUCAUCAAGCAUUUAACAGUUUAUGCCAAACUGAAAUACAUGAAUUUAUGAACAAUCAAACAGAAUAUCAUGUCUGAUACAGCCUAACCAAUCAUGUUUUAGUGAUCAGCUUAUAACUGCUCUUCUGAUUACCAAGGUGCUUAUGAUUGACCACUGCUUGUCAAGUUGUACAUAGAACAUUGAGUAUUACUGCCAUCAUCAGCCAAUGUGUGUACAUACUUGUAAUAUACUACAAGGUACAUCAUCACUGCAGACAAAACUGGUGCUAUGUCAUCUAGGCACACGGCCCACUCACUUGCGCACAGCCCUCUCUUGUCCACCCAUACAACCUUAUGUGAUUGCAAUACUCUGUCUUUACUUUUGCAGUCUCCGUCCUGUGUUACUUACUUGAAGACAUAUUGUUAAACUGACUAGGUAUAAUGACUUCCUUGUUACCAUGUUCCAGUGUGGAAGUAAAUGUCCUGCUGAUAUGUUCAGCUCUUGUGACAUGUUUGUAUUUGACAUUUGUUGCCUUUGACUGAUAAGCAUUUGACUUGACACUGCAUGUAAAAAUUGUGGAUUAAACUUGAGAUACUACCUCUUGUUAAUUUGUACAUCUGUUAGAAUUUAGAAUUUUAGAAUGAAAAUAUAACAUUUUAUUAAAUAUUAAAUUGCCUGCCAAUAAAUGAUGUAUACGUAUGUUCUUACCAAAUAUGAAAAUGUCUAUAUCCAGUUUUAAUUUAGAAAAUAUAUCAAAAGCAUACUGAUAUUAUUCAGCAAUUUCCACCUAAAUAGAAGUGAAAUGUUUGUGUAAUAUCUAACUUAUAAAAAAAAUAUUCUUUAUUUUUUGACUUGUGGAAUUGGUUAUGGUUUAGACCCAUUGCAGGCGUCAAUGCUUUAAAGUAUCCAUGGACCUAUUUGGUUUAAUGUGGUCACAUGCAUGCAGCUGUCUUCAGAUAGCUUUGCUCCAAGUGCUGUUGUAUGUCCUGUUGUUUUCUAGCCUUAGUCUGUAUCAUGUAGUAAAAUACAUAGAUGAUAAAAACAAAAAAAUUAACACUGCAUCACUCCCAGAAAAUAUGCAGGUGUACUUACAACACAAACAAGCGGAGUUUUCAAUACAUACAUAAGAAAUGACAUUUCAGACUGUUAGGGUCAUUUUUAAUAGUUUGGAUUACAGCAUCAUUAAUAUAUUUCAUCAAACUUGUAGAAGAGAUUCUUUUUCCUGCUUGAAAAUAACACUUUAGCCUCCUCAUGUUGAGGACAUGGUGAUGAGAAGAUUUUGCAAAUAUCUUCAUUGCAAACUACCUCCCAACAGAUCUGAAGUGGCCAACAGUCCCCCUUUGUUUUAGCUUUUCAUGAUUUAUCUACUUUGCUGUAAAGAAGUGAGUUUGUAACUGAUGUUCAAUGAAGGGGAAAAAACUUCAUUAGCCAAAAUAAACCCCCCCCUAUUACUUGGUCAGUAGGUCUGGAUAUCUUCUGUUUCCACUAGCAAUGAAUGGUAGAUUUUCAGAGAUAAUGUCUAUAAAAGAUUCAUCUAUUAAUUUAACGUAAAUGGUUUCCCACAUAACCAAUGAAACCAUGUCUCAUGUAAAGAUACACCAUGGCUUAUGAUCACCCUAGAUAUAUGAAAUAGGAAUUUACAUGCCAGUGAUGUUAAGCCUGGCCCAUGCUGUUGUCACUUGUCUGGCAAGCCCUCCCAGUCUACUUUGCUGUUGUCACCUGUGCAGCAGGCAUGAUCUGUUUACUGUGCUGUUGUUGACAUAGAGCCAGCGUGUCACUGUUGAAGUCUUAUCCUGCUCGCGUCACCCAGUGACAGCUGUACAUAGCCUCCAUGUAUCAUACUGAUGUUAUGGCUCAAUAUGAAUUAUAUGAAACUGAAAGGCAGCUUUAUCCAGUCUGUUAAGAGCAUGUGGUUUUUUUAUUAGAGGAUUCUGUAUUAUAUCACAGGCUAUUAAUUUUGCUGUAAGCUGAACAUGUUGAUGAGGACAUUAAUGCAAUUUGUAUUUAUUCAAAACUAUCAUACUGUGUAUGUUGUUAUUCCUUUCGUGAAUGAUCUGCAGAGGCAAGAAUGUAUGUGUCUGAAUAGUUGUGUGAUGCAGGUUUACAAAAACAGUAAUAAACUUCUUCUUUCCAAGUUAAA